Messenger RNA from Pangasianodon hypophthalmus (striped catfish), 3936 nucleotides. It is a transcript of the gene golga7bb, whose product is annotated as golgin A7 family, member Bb. Gene Ontology annotation, cellular component: palmitoyltransferase complex. Bases 230 to 706 code for a protein of 158 amino acids. The transcript has 5 exons. Lineage: Eukaryota; Metazoa; Chordata; Actinopteri; Siluriformes; Pangasiidae. The record is from RefSeq and is a predicted model, not a curated record. Gene Ontology annotation, biological process: peptidyl-L-cysteine S-palmitoylation; protein targeting to membrane.
UGUGUCUUUUCUACCAAUUCUCCUACAGGAAACUGCUGUAUAUAUUACCCUGAGGACCAAAAAUAAACGUUGUUUUGUUCUUAGAAUCCCCUUUCCUUGUCUGACACUAUACACGGCGCGCGCGCGCACGCCGUCUUGAUUUAACCCUGCGCGCGCGCGGGCUGACUCAAUCCGCAGCUGAUCCUCACGCGAGUCGAGCAGCUUUACUCUGACUCCGGCUCAUGGCAACAUGGCGACAGAGCUCCAAAACCUUCAGGAUCUGAGGCAUACUGCCUCACUAGCCACCAAGGUGUUCAUUCAGAGGGACUACAGCGAGGGCACCGUUUGCAAGUUCCACACCAAACUUCCAGCAGAACUCAACAGCAGGAUUGAGCGGAACCUGUUUGAGGACACUGUGAAGACGCUUAAUAACUACUACGCAGAGGCUGAGAAGAUCAGCGGUCAGUCUUACCUGGAGGGUUGCUUGGCCUGUGUGUCAGCUUACAUUAUAUUCCUCUGCAUGGAGACACGAUAUGAGAAGGUCUUAAAAAAGAUUUCCAUGUAUAUUCAGGAGCAGAAUGAGAACAUCUAUGCACCCCGAGGACUUCUUAUCACUGACCCUAUUGAGAGGGGCAUGAGAGUGAUAGAGAUCUCUGUCUUUGAGGAUCGCAGCUCCACCGGCUCCAGUUCCAGUGGCAGCUCCGCGUCUGGCAGCAGUGCUCGGUGACUGGAGGAGCAGCACCAGGGGUACGGGUACCGCGGGGCCAAAGGGAUCGCCAAGAUUCGCAUGUUGAAACAUGAGAGCACCAGAUUCUGAAUUAAGGGAAUGUCAAAGCCACUUAUUCCUCCACCCCUCUCUUUGCUAUCACUUAAUUCACACAACAUGCACACAAACCCUCCCUCACUCCCAUCCUUUCAUCGUCUUCUGUGUUUCCAUUAGCAACAUACAUGACCUCAUGAUACCAUAUACCAUGUCCCACAAAUGCUGAAAUAGAGAGCAGGAGUCUACUUAUAUAUUAUAGGCAAAAUAUUUCUUUAAGUAUCCCUGCUACAUUCCUGUCUAUUCCUGUCAAUUGGGCAUUGUUAUGCAUUUGGCAGCUGGGUUGAGUGCUGGAUGAUGUCCAAGCUCUCCUCAUUCUCCUGUCUGGUCUUCUUUAAGAGGCACUGCCACAGUUCACUGCCAUUGCUGAUCCUGUGCAGUGCUUGAGGCUUCUGUUCACUUGGCCAACUCUGCCAUUCACCUGUGGCUCAGUAGUUUGCUGUUCUGUGGUGUGGGCAGCGAGCCCAGGUGGAUCAAGUUCUCCCUGCGUCUCAGCUCAUUGGGUAUGCAAGCGAGCUUUAGCCCAUCGAGGACCUUUUGUAUCCAUGAGAUGAAAGCUACUAGUAAUUUUGGCUUGUCCGCUGAGCUGUGGUUGAUGAAUGUGUGUGUGUAUGUUUGGACAUCAGAUAAGGUACAUUUAGCUGAUAAAAUUCAGAGGAAGUUGAAUCAGCAGCUGCUUAAUAUGAGCUCUCCAACAGAACAGCUGCCUCAUGUGUAACGUAUCUGUCUUGGUCAGUUUUGCACUAAUGAUAGCUCCAGGCUGAAACUCGCACAGCAUCUUAUGUAUGUCUUUAUGCAUACUCAGCAGCUCAACCCUGAAAACAAUCAUAAAGGCAUUGUGAUUUACACAUAUUUACUUCCUGCGUAAAAUAUAAUGAAAUACGUCAAAGAGUCAUAAAGGAUUAAGAUAUGACUGCAUUUGUUAUUUAGGGGCAUUGGGCUCUGUGAACACAACAAAAAAAAAUUCAGAGUAAACAGAAGCCAGACAUGGUAUAAGGGAUUUGUCAUAUGAACAACAGUUGUUUACUCAGAUCAUAUUCAGAAGAGAAGCUGAUAAGGCAAAGGUAACAGAACUUUGCAUCAAAGAUUUUAUUCAUCAGUCUUUUUUGAUUUCUAUUCGAAUUCUCAAUUCUGAUGUAUAGAUCACCCACAUGUAUUAUUAUUAAAAAAGCAUAUGGAUCCAUUGGUCUGUCAUAAGAAUAACACAAAACAAGAAUGAUGUUCUUGAAUGGCUAUAGUAUAAAGGAUACUGACUGCUUUCCAAAGACAACACUGUCGACCGUCUGUAGUUUACAGAAGAGCACUAGUAUGUUCCACAUGAAUAUUGGAACAAUAUCCUGAAGAUAAAUGAGACAAAUGUUUUAGGCACACAUAAACAGCGUUGUUUUUGGAGAUAAGAAAACCAACCUCAAAUAUAAUUCCAUCUGUAAGGCAUAGCAUUCAGUAUCUUUGGUAUCUCAUGGCCUCCAUUUCUAAAACAAUGUACUAAAAACAAACAAUGUUCUAAAAAUGAACCAUUGAAUUCAAAGUUGUGUCAGGAGAUCCUCGGCAGAAUAGCUUAAUGUCAAGGCAUCUGUCUGUACUCUAAAGUUUGGUUCGUGCAAAAUGGCAACAACUGUAACUAUAGGAGUAAAUGAACAAUCAAAUGGCUAAAACCCAAUCACAGUGAAGUACUGUGAAGUAAUCAAAUAUUACAGAAGCCAUGGGCUUGAAGUUAAUGCCUAUAAAGGAGGGUCUGGUAGUUUCUAAAUUUAAAGGAUCACAUAUUUCCUGCAUUAAAUUAGCUGGUUGGUUAAACCAUUUGAAGAUAAGGCACUGUAACAUGUGUUAUUUGUUCAGUCAGUCCAAAAUUAGUGUUUACAACUGGUGGCGUAACAGGUAGCAUUGACAUUUUAGAGCUCCAUGGUCCCUGGUUCGAUUCUGAGCUCAGGUUACUGACUGUGUGGAGUCUUUGUGCAUGUUUUCCCGUGUACAUUCGGGUUUCCUCCAGGUUCUCCACUUUAUGCCCCUUCUCAAAAACAUGUCACUGGCUGUGUUAAAUUCCUCUUGGGUGUUAAUGAAUGUGCAGACUGAUGUGUGUGAUGCUUUGCGAUUGACUGGCCUUCCAGGGAGUAUCCCUGCCUUGCACCCAGUGUUCCCAGGAUAGGCCUCCACCACCACCUUGACCAGGAUAAAGUGGUUACUGAAGGUGAACUAAUGAAUGAAUGUACAGUGAGGCUCCUCCUCUUGUUGGGAAGUGUAAUUCUUUCUCUUUUGCUCCAAAUGUAGCAUUAUCUGCCAGGGCCAAUUUCAGACCGAAGUUGUGAAAUAUACAUGUGCAUUAAGUGAGCUGCACAUAAAGUCACCUUGAUGGAGUUAUGCAUGAAAAAUCACAAUGUCAUCAUAUUUACCUCAGGACAUUAAGUACGGGUUUCUUCACACAUCACUUAUAUCACAUAUCUGUUGUUCAUGCUUUCAGUUUCUCACCUGGAUACCCUAAAGCCCAUUCCACAUUCCUUCCCUAUUGUUUCUAGCCUUUUUUUUUUUAAACCAAGACUUCAUGGUAACCCAUUGCUCAUCUCAGAGCUUGCCAUUAGAUGACUAGUGUUCUAGUGUGCACCCUUCUGUGCCUGCUGCUUUCAUGUUUCAUCACUAUGGAGAUACCCAACCUGGUGCUGAGCAACCGGUAGCCAGCGAGCCGGCUGUAAAUACAUGAGUUGCAAUAUAGGAGCAUGAGAUACUUUCUGUUGGACUAAUUGUAAUUUCAGUGACCAAGUGAAAACUGUGUGUUGUUUUAUAGUUAAGAAAAGGUCUUCCUUGUGCUUGAUCUAGAGAAUUUAAUUUUGUGUAGACAUGUGAAAAGUGAGCGUAUAAUCAUGGGUGUGUUUGUAUAUACAGUGCCCUCCUGAAUUAUUGGCACCCUUCAUAAAAUAAGGUUGUAUAAAAUGAACAUUUCACACAUUAAUUACUUUCCACUCAAACAAUAGGAGAAACUAGUUAUUUUUUGUUCUAACAAAAAAAUUCUCAUUAGAACUACUACUUUUUGAAAUAAUAGUUUAUUCUCUCAAUAAUAUUUGUGCCAGAAUUAUUGACUCCCUUAUGGAAUAUUUUAAAUAAAUGCAAACAAAUUGUCUGUUUAAAAAAAAGGGGGGGGGGGG